AUCGAUCCAUCACAGAGGCCGAUCGAAGGAACAAUGGCUUCUUCUCCGGCGGCCUUCGCUGUUCUUGCAGCACUCGUCCUCCUCUCGGGAACCUCCUCUGCUCAACUCUCUACCAGUUACUACAGCUACUCCUGCCCCAGCCUCUCGAGCACGGUAAAAGGCGCGGUCCAGUCCGCCAUUAACAGCGAGAAACGGAUGGGCGCGUCUCUGCUUCGCCUCUUCUUCCACGAUUGCUUCGUGAACGGGUGCGACGGUUCGAUCUUGUUGGACGACACCUCGAGCUUUACGGGGGAGAAAACCGCCAAGCCGAACACUAACUCGGUGAGGGGCUUCGACGUCGUCGACGGCAUAAAGACUGCGGUAGAGAACGCGUGCCCGGGUGCUGUCUCCUGCGCGGACAUAUUGGCGAUUGCUGCAAGGGACUCUGUCGUGAUCCUCGGAGGACCUACUUGGGAUGUGAAACUAGGGAGGAGAGACUCGAAGACAGCGAGCUUAUCGGCUGCUAACAGCAACAUUCCGCCGCCAAAUUCUUCACUUGCCAACCUCGCGUCCUCCUUCUCGAACAAGGGCCUCUCGACCAAGGACUUGGUGGCGCUCUCUGGUGCGCACACGAUUGGGCAGGCAAGAUGCACCUCUUUCAGGGCACACAUUUACAAUGACAGCAACGUCGAUCCCUCCUUCGUGCAAACAAGGCAGUCGAAUUGCCCGAGCGCAUCAGGCGGCUCCGGGGACAACAGUUUGGCGCCACUGGACCUCCAGACUCCCGCGGGCUUCGACAACAACUACUACAAGAACCUUGUUGGCAAGAAGGGUCUGCUGCACUCGGAUCAAGAGCUCUACAAUGGCGGAUCCACCGACUCGCAGGUGAGCUCCUACGGCAACAGCCAGAGCUCCUUCUUCGCUGAUUUCGCGGCCGCCAUGAUCAAGAUGGGGGACAUCAGCCCCCUCACGGGCUCCAAUGGUGAGAUUAGGAAGAACUGCAGGAAGGUUAACUAGGCUGUUGCAAUUGUGCAUGGGUCCUCAUUGAUGUUCCUUCCUUCUUAAUUCUGUUUCAAUGAGAAUAAGCUUCAGGGAUUGAAGUCAAACAUGGCAGCUAGCUAGCUUAAUUAAGAAGAUUAAGAGUAAACUAUAACAUACAUGUUGAAUUUGAAAGUGACAAACUUUGUCUAUUUUAAUUUCAAGCAAUUAGCUCACAAUAAAUUGUAAUUAGGAGAGAACUUUGUAUUG
This is a messenger RNA of Zingiber officinale, 1227 nucleotides long. Its product is annotated as peroxidase 4-like. The record is from RefSeq and is a predicted model, not a curated record. Gene Ontology annotation, molecular function: peroxidase activity; heme binding. The coding region runs from base 34 to 996 and encodes 320 amino acids. Gene Ontology annotation, biological process: hydrogen peroxide catabolic process; response to oxidative stress. Lineage: Eukaryota; Viridiplantae; Streptophyta; Magnoliopsida; Zingiberales; Zingiberaceae. The transcript is spliced from 4 exons.